AUGUUGAAUUCAUUGAAAAAGUGGGUGCAAGAUGUGGCGGUCGAUCUGACACCACCAGUACCGCCACAACCAUCGACAUCUUCUCCCGCCUUAUCAUCAUCUUUAAACCCAAGGCCAACUAAUCAUUAUCAUUAUUCUUCGACACCCUCAUAUGAUCUACCACAUUUCAGUGAACAUUUACCAAAGAAUUCAUCAUCAACAAUGGGUCUCUCACGGCCUAUAUCAAUGGAUAGUGUACGUAGUACGAGACUAGUAAAAACGUCAAUACCACCGCCACCAGCAUCCCCUGCUGAACUUGAUUUAAGUCAUUUAAAUCGAGAAGAACAAGAACAUAUCGCAAAUGUAUUACGACGAGCUCGAGCUGUCGAUGAACAGCAAUCAUCCGGACCGUUGAUUGCUACUCCUUCGGCACGUUCACCGCUAGCAUCAAUAGUGUCGGCAUCAUUCUCGUCUUUAACAUCGUCAUCAUCGUCAACAUCAACAAGUAGUUUUAAUAGUGAGAAACCGGGAAAAUAUGUGCACGACGAUAAAAUUCAUGAUGACGAUGAUGAUGAUAAUGAAACACGCGACGAUCGAGAAAUCUCAUCGUCUACACCAGAAUCAACAUUAAUAACUAUUUAUCAAUGCCAAGUGUGUAACAAACAGCAACAGGGAAAUAUACCAAUUUGUUUUCAAUGUCGAGACAAUGAAGAAGUUGCACGACUAACACAAAGCAAUACAAGUCCUAUCAUGCCAACUAGAAAAUCAUUAUCUCCUAUACCGAUAGAAUUUAAUAAAGAUAACGACGAUAAAAUCUAUGAUAAUGUCACGAAAAUUGAUGAAGAACCAGUGGAACAAAAUUCGCCUACUCUUGAUGAUAUGUUCUAUGUCAGUCACCACGACACAACAUUAAUGAAUGAUAAUCAAGGCCAAAAAAAACCAGACGACGAAGAAAAUCAACAUUGUCAAUCACCACUCUUUGAAUCAAAAUCAGCAUUGACAUCGUUGACGAUGGCAAUUCCAGUGAAAACACGUAUUAAUAAUUUAACAGAAAUCGAUGAAAAUGAUUUUUUCUAUCAAGGACCAAGUCCAUAUGUAGCAACAAUUGAUAAUAUUCUAAUAUCUGAUCAAAUUACGGAAGCAUCAAUACCAUCGUAUAAAAUCGAUGAAUAUAUCGAAGAAGAUGAUCAUUAUGAACGUGACCAUGUGAAAGAAUUAGAAGAAACUAUAGCUAACUUAUCUCGACACUUUCCAGUAUCAUCACAAAAACUGAAUACUAUAGAGAUAAAUCCAAUAGUAACAAAUUUACGACAACCAUCAACAUUAUGUGUUGAUGAAAUCGACGUAGAUUCAAUUCUUGAAAUGGAAAUAGAGUCACCCCCAACAGAUGAGCGUUAUAUUCAAUCAUCUUCAUCUCUUUAUUCUACUUCAACGUCAUCUCAACAUCCUCUUAAUGCUCCUAUUACAGUACCUAUAUUAACAAAUAAUCGUCGAGGAAGUCUCAGUCGUUCAUCGGGCAUACGAGAAAAUCUAACUGAUUUACUUAUAGCAGCAAAAAAAUCGACCGAAUUAUAUCCGUCAGAUACUCGAUCAUUACAUCGAACUGCGUCCAGUCAUAGCAAGCGAAUAAUACCAAUUCAUCGACAAAAACGCAAUUUGCCUACGGUACCACUAGCGACGGAUCAUAUACAAUUGCGUCGAACUAAUUCGGAAUCUCGAUUUUGUCUUCCGGCUGUACGAUCAGCCGUUCUAAUGUCUAAUAGUAAUAUAGAUGAUGAAUGUGAUUUACUUGAAAUCGACCUGAAUGAUCCUAUGGGUUCGAUGAAAAGAACAUCUCGUUCAAAAACUGAAUCUGAAAUUAAUAUUAAUAAUGAUAUUAAUUAUGAUCGAAUAUUCUUUAAUACAACAAAUCAAUCACCAUCAUUUGAUAGAAUAUAUUUUCCUAAAACACAAAAGAAACAAUUAAAAGAUCAAACAACAAAUACACCACCGAUAUCAAAUCUUAAUUCAACAAUGAAAACAAAAAAGAAACUUAAGAAAAAAGGUUCAUCUUCACCCAAUAACUACCAUACAAGUUCAACAUAUAUCAAUGGACAAUCGACUCCAACUGCUACAUCACCAACAUUACCAAAUCCUCCUUCAAUUGUAUUACCUUCACCAGCAGCAACACCAACAACCACAGCAACUAGUACUCCUUAUCGUCCAAAAUUGCAAAAGAGUACCAGUACAGAAAUUUCCUAUCCUUUUCAAGUAUCAAAAUUAAUUUUAAGUCUUGAUAGACGAAAUACAGCUCAAAAAAAUGAUGCCAACCUUGGCCUACGUAUAACAGGCGGUCAUUCGUUACCAAAUUGUGAUGAAGUACUUGAACUUGGUGGAGUAUCAUUACGUGGGAAAAGUGCCUUAUUUGUUCAAAAUUUAAUGAAUUCAAUUCAAGAUGAAUUUGAAAUUGUUGUUCGAAGUCAACAUGUAAUACCAACAACUUCACCUCCAAUUGAAAUUCAUAAGCCAGAAAGUAUUAAAUCAAAUAAUCGCCUUGCAGUCUUACCAAAUUCAUCAUUAGCUGUUGAUCAAACUAUUCAACGAAGACAUUCCAUGGAUACAACACAACAUUCUCAGCAGCAUUCAGCAAAUAAUCCAGUUGCUAAAUCUCUAUCUACCAUGUUACCAUUACCAACAAAGGAAUCUAAUGAUGUAUCCGAUCAAUUACUUUCACCUACAAUGACUCGAAAGAAAAGUAUAUCUUCAAAAGAACGUCUUUUCUCUGUUGAAUCACUUCACCGUGCAUCAUCAAUGAAAUCAGUUGAAUAUUGUAUGAAAGCACCUGUACCGCCCACUAAUAAUAUAAAUCCGAUUCAUAAUGACACGUAUAUUGUACCUGAACAAGAACGUACACAUUCAAUGAAACGUUAUGAACAAAAGCCAAUAUCAUUAUCUGUAACAACACCUGAACAUGAAAUUCUACAUGAAGAUUCCACCAUGUCAACACAAAUAACACAACCACCUCGAAAAUAUGAACUUCGUAAUAGUUUAUUACCAAAUGAUCCAGGUUUAAAUGGAGUUGCAAGUAGUCAAAGUGUUGAUCGACGAAACUCGAAUGAAUCUGAUGAAAGUGAUAAUCUGUCGCAAUAUUUUCGUUCUCCCACUAGUCGAAAAAGUAGUUUAAUGACAACAAAUGAAGUAUCCAAUGUUCCGAAUAAAGAUCUACCUCAUGAAACUAAACCAAAUGUAUCUUCAAAUAAUAAUAAUAAUAAUACUGCCACAGUAGAUGCAUCAACUCGUUUGCAAGGCUUUAUUAAGUCACCGGAAGAACAACGACCACCGAGAGAUUCCACUGGAGGUUCAUUUAAAUUUUUAAAGAAAAAAACCAAAUCUGUUGACUUUUCCAAUCCACCAAUUGAAAUACGUGCAAAUGAUUAUGUUGGUGAUAUUGAAUUACAAAUUGGACAUAAUAGUGAACGUGAACAAUUGGUUAUACGAAUAGUUAAAGCGAAAAAUUUACUUGCAAAAGAUACGAAUGGUUAUUCUGAUCCAUUUGUUAAAGUGUAUCUACUACCAGGACGCGAUCAAGAAAAUAAACGUCGAACGAAACACAUCUCGAAAAAUUUAAAUCCUCUAUGGGAUUAUACUGUUAUCUAUGGAAAUAUGCAUCGAGAAGAAUUACAAUAUAAAAUGCUUGAAUUUACUGUUUGGGAUUAUGAUCGAUUUAAAGCAAAUGAUUUUCUCGGACAAGUAACCAUUGAUUUGAAAGACGCUAAUGUAAUUGAUGAUAAACCACAUUGGUAUCGUUUGCAAGCAUUACGUUCACGCGAAGAAGCUACAAAUCGUGGCUCAUCGCCACGUUUAUAUAAAAUGACAUCAGUUGAUUCAACAGGUUCAUCAGCAUCUGCAUUCAAUAAAAGUACGGCCAAUUUGCAACCGCCUGCCAAUCAAAAUAAAUAA
Molecule: messenger RNA, 3918 nt
Organism: Rotaria socialis
Lineage: Eukaryota; Metazoa; Rotifera; Eurotatoria; Philodinida; Philodinidae
Source: the annotation of a GenBank genome assembly